Messenger RNA from Capsella rubella, 1690 nucleotides. RefSeq names its product U-box domain-containing protein 4. The coding region runs from base 97 to 1530 and encodes 477 amino acids. The transcript has a single exon. The record is from RefSeq and is a predicted model, not a curated record. NCBI's taxonomy places the organism in Eukaryota, Viridiplantae, Streptophyta, Magnoliopsida, Brassicales, Brassicaceae. Gene Ontology annotation, molecular function: protein binding.
CAACAAUGGCAUAUUUCAAUCUUUCUUGCUUGUAGUCGUAGAUGUGAAUCUCUCUCCAUUUUCGUGAUAUUCGAAGGUGUUUGGUAAUCUCCAGAAAUGGGUUCUUCUUCAGAAACGGAAAGCGAAAGCAGAGGUAUUCAAAACCCAGAUUGGGAAACAGAGUUUAAUGGAUUCGAAAAUGCGAUUUCGUCUGGUUCGGCUCCAAUUCGUGUAAGAUCCAUUCUAAAGUUAUCAGAUUUAGCGAGUCGGGUACCGGAGAGUUAUAUAACCCGUGUAAUUCCGAUCCUCGCCGGUCUUCUUCGUGUCUCCGAUGAUCCCAAUCGUUCCGUUCAAGCUGCCGCCGCGCAUUGCUUGAAACGUAUCGCCUGUUGCGGCGGUGGUGAGGGUGGGUUUGCGGUUACGAUGGGGAGGUGUGGUGUGAUUGCUAGCUUGCUAGGGUUGUUACUUGAGGCGAAUAGUAAUAACGGCAGUGUGUUACGGAGGAUUUGGGUGAAAUGUUUGUGGAGCUUAGUUACUUUUGGAUCGUCGAUUCGAAUUGGUUUGGCUAGGUUAGGUGGUUUAGAGAUUGUGAUUCGUGAGUUGAAUAAUUGGGAAGAUGAUGCAAGUAAAUGGUACUUGUUAGAGAUCCUUAGUGCUUUGACGACGAUAAGAGAGAGCAGACGCGUUCUUGUUCAUUCAGGAGGGCUUAAGUUUCUUGUAGAAGCUGCUAAAGUUGGGAACUUGGCGUCGAGAGAGAGAGCUUGUCAUGCAAUCGGAUUGAUCGGUGUUACUAGACGAGCUAGGCGAAUACUGGUUGAAGCAGGAGUGAUUCCAGCACUUGUGGAUCUAUAUCGAGAUGGGGAUGAUAAGGCAAAGCUUUUAGCUGGUAAUGCCUUAGGGAUCAUAUCUGCUCAGACUGAGUAUAUUAGGCCUGUUACUGAAGCUGGUUCCAUUCCUUUGUACGUCGAGCUUCUCUCGGGACAAGAUCCCAUGGGGAAAGAUAUUGCAGAGGAUGUGUUCUGUAUAUUAGCUGUAGCUGAGGGUAAUGCUGUUUUGAUAGCGCAGCAACUGGUGAGGAUCUUGAGAGAAGGCGAUAACGAAGCCAAGUUGGCAGCUUCUGAUGUGCUAUGGGAUCUUGCGGGUUAUAGGCAUUCUGUAUCUGUAAUUAGAGAGUCUGGCGCAAUUCCUUUACUGAUCGAGCUUUUGAGAGAUGGAUCCCUUGAGUUCAGAGAGAGGAUAUCUGGAGCUAUUUCUCAGUUGAGUUACAAUGAGAAUGACCGUGAGGCCUUUUCUGAUUCGGGUAUGAUACCGAUUCUGAUUGAAUGGUUAGGCGAUGAGUCGGAAGAGCUCAGGGAUAACGCAGCUGAGGCACUUAUUAAUUUUUCUGAAGACCAAGAGCAUUAUGCUAGAGUGCGUGAGGCAAUAGGCCAUCCUGUGUUUCAGAGUAUGCAGAGCAGACUGGCUAGAAUCAGAGCUUCCCAUGAACUGAUGGUUCGAUCAAUGCGUAGGGUUACAAUUGAACAUCUUGCCCGGGAUCCAGAUCUUCUUUGAUAUGAUGAGGAAAAACUAGCUUUCCAUCUGUUUUGAUGUAUGUUUAUAAUCUGACUUGGAAAAAUAGGACUCAAAUGUUGUUUGAUUUGCAAUUUUGUUUUUGAUACGUUUGUACACAUGUACUAAAAGAUAUCAAACUUUUGAAUGGAUUUGGAAUCUA